Amaranthus tricolor (Joseph's coat) is the source of this 1704-nucleotide messenger RNA. RefSeq names its product 26S proteasome non-ATPase regulatory subunit 4 homolog. Gene Ontology annotation, molecular function: polyubiquitin modification-dependent protein binding. The coding region runs from base 182 to 1393 and encodes 403 amino acids. NCBI's taxonomy places the organism in Eukaryota, Viridiplantae, Streptophyta, Magnoliopsida, Caryophyllales, Amaranthaceae. The transcript has 11 exons. Gene Ontology annotation, cellular component: cytosol; nucleus; proteasome regulatory particle, base subcomplex. The record is from RefSeq and is a predicted model, not a curated record. Gene Ontology annotation, biological process: proteasome-mediated ubiquitin-dependent protein catabolic process.
UAUUAAUUAAUAUUAUAAUAAAAUUCUAUGGAGUACUAAUUUUCGAAAUACUAUUAUACAUCAAUAAAUCAUUUCCUCCUGCACAAGUUAAACACCAUAUUUCUUGUUCGUCGCGAAAACUCUUCACUCUGGGCUUCGUCUCUGAAAUCUCUAUCUCGGAUCUCCACCUACAUACUAAACCAUGGUGCUAGAGGCGACUAUGAUAUGCAUUGACAAUUCAGAGUGGAUGCGCAAUGGUGAUUACUCGCCUAAUAGAUUUCAAGCUCUUUCUGACGCUGUCAAUCUCAUUUGCGGCGCUAAGACUCAGUCUAAUCCGGAGAAUACUGUGGGGAUUUUAACUAUGGCCGGAAAGGGUGUUCGUGUUUUAGUUACUCCGACUAGUGACCUUGGAAAGAUAUUGGCUUGUAUGCAUGGCUUAGAAAUAGGUGGUGAAAUGAACUUGGCUGCUGGAAUUCAGGUUGCACAGUUGGCUCUUAAGCAUCGUCAAAACAAGAAACAACAACAAAGAAUCAUUGUGUUUGCUGGAAGUCCUGUUAAAUAUGAUAAAAAAGUGUUGGAAAUGAUUGGAAGGAAGUUAAAAAAGAAUAGUGUGGCACUUGAUGUUGUUGAUUUUGGUGAAGACGAGGAAGGCAAGUCAGAGAAACUUGAGGCCUUGGUUGCUGCUGUAAAUAAUAAUGAAACCAGCCAUAUUGUCCGUGUGCCUCCAGGUGCCAAUGCCCUAUCUGAUGUGCUGAUUAGUACUCCAAUAUUUACUGGAGAUGGGGAAGGAGGAAGUGGAUUUGCUGCAGCAGCAGCAGCAGCUGCAGCUGGUGGAGUUUCUGGGUUUGACUUUGGUGUGGAUCCAAAUUUGGAUCCUGAGUUGGCUCUUGCUCUUAGAGUCUCAAUGGAAGAAGAGAGGGCUAGACAAGAAGCGGCUGCAAAAAGGGCUGCAGAAGAAGCAUCUAGACAGGAUAAAGGAGGGGAACAAUCAGGCUCUCAAGAUGCCACUAUGGGAGAAAGUAACAAUGCUGCAAGCUCAGAAGCUGAUAAGAGAAAUGACAUGACAGAGGAUGAUGAUGCCCUGCUGCAGCAGGCAUUGGCAAUGUCAAUGGAUGAUCCUGCCUCCAGUGUGGUGGUGCGAGAUAUAGAUAUGUCGGAUGCAGCUGAUGACCAGGACUUGCAACUUGCUCUGCAGCUCUCUAAGGAGGAAGGUGCAAAAGAGUCCACAAGUCAGUCAAGUCAGACUGAUAUGAGUAAAUUGUUGGCAGACGAGUCCUUUGUUUCAUCUAUUCUUGCUUCGCUUCCUGGAGUCGACCCAAAUGAUCCAUCCGUGAAGGAUUUGCUGGCUACCAUGCAGAGUCAGUCUGAGAAGAAAGAUGAAGACAAGCCAUCGAGCGAGGAGGAGAAGAAAUGAUGCAGAUUACCAGGUCCUUUCGUACGGCCCUAUCUGUAAAGGUCGCGGUUAGGCACUAAAGAGAAUCAAUCCCUUCGACAACGUUUAGUUCCAUGGACAAACUGAUUCCCUUCAAUGUAUUGUUAAAUGAAAUUUGGAAAUUUUCAUUGAAAUAUUUUGUUUGUUAUCUUGGGUUGGUUUUAGCAUCUCAUAUUUCACCCAUACUGUCAUAUUGAUGUGAUCGUGUAGAGACUUUCUUUCUACUGGUUUCUGAAUCAUAUAUUACUACUAUAUGGGAAAUGGGAAUCUAGCACUUUGCUGUUGUCUCCUAA